AUGAUGAGCCAUACUGGAGAGAAACCCUACAAAUGUGAAGAAUGUGGCAAAUCCUUUCAUUUUCAUUCAUAUCUUACUCAACAUAUGAUAAUCCACACUGGAAAGAAACCCUACAAAUGUGAAGAAUGUGGCAAAGCCUUUCGUUCUCAUUCACAUCUUAUUCAACAUACAAUAAUCCAUACUGGAAAGAAACCCUACAAAUGUGAAGAAUGUGGCAAAGCCUUUCACAUUCGUUCACGCCUUACUCGACAUAUGAUGAUCCAUACUGGAGAGAAACCCUACAAAUUUGAAGAAUGUGGAAAAGCCUUUGACUCUUGUUCAUAUCUUACUCAACAUACAAUAAUCCAUACUGGAGAGAAACCCUACAAAUGUGAAGAAUGUGGCAAAGCCUUUCACAUGCGUUCACUCCUUACUCGACAUACGAUGAUCCAUACUGGAGAGAAACCUUACAAAUGUGAAGAAUGUGGCAAAGCCUUUUACAUGCGUUCACGCCUUACUUGGCAUACGAUGACCAUACUGGAAAAAACCCUACAAAUGUGA
This is a messenger RNA of Carlito syrichta (Philippine tarsier), 540 nucleotides long. RefSeq names its product zinc finger protein 257-like. Gene Ontology annotation, cellular component: nucleus. The record is from RefSeq and is a predicted model, not a curated record. Gene Ontology annotation, molecular function: DNA-binding transcription activator activity, RNA polymerase II-specific; RNA polymerase II cis-regulatory region sequence-specific DNA binding. The coding region runs from base 1 to 540 and encodes 179 amino acids. Lineage: Eukaryota; Metazoa; Chordata; Mammalia; Primates; Tarsiidae. The transcript has a single exon. Gene Ontology annotation, biological process: regulation of transcription by RNA polymerase II.